Messenger RNA from Xenopus tropicalis (tropical clawed frog), 1744 nucleotides. It is a transcript of the gene tpm2, whose product is annotated as tropomyosin 2. The record is from RefSeq and is a predicted model, not a curated record. Bases 120 to 974 code for a protein of 284 amino acids. NCBI's taxonomy places the organism in Eukaryota, Metazoa, Chordata, Amphibia, Anura, Pipidae. The transcript has 9 exons. Gene Ontology annotation, cellular component: cytoskeleton.
CUCCCUCCCCGCAUAUAAAGCUUCUCCCCCGCAGUCCCCGCAGCCCCAGUCUCUGUGCCCGGAGUCUCCGCUUCUCCCCUCUCUCUGUGCCGGUCGCUCGCUGAGUCGCAGUCGCAGCCAUGGACGCGAUUAAGAAGAAGAUGCAGAUGCUGAAGUUGGACAAGGAGAAUGCGAUCGAUCGCGCUGAGCAGGCGGAGGGCGACAAGAAGCAGGCGGAGGAUCGCUGCAAGCAGAUAGAGGAGGAGGUGAUGGCUCUGCAGAAGAAGACAAAAUCCACCGAGGACGAAGUGGAGAAAUAUUCUGAGUCGGUGAAGGAAGCUCAGGAGAAGCUGGAGAUGGCGGAGAAGAAGGCCACGGACGCUGAGGCAGAAGUGGCAUCUUUGAACAGGCGCAUCCAGCUGGUAGAGGAGGAGUUGGACCGCGCUCAGGAACGUCUCGCCACCGCUCUGCAGAAACUGGAAGAGACAGAGAAAGCCGUGGAUGAGAGCGAGAGAGGAAUGAAGGUCAUUGAGAACAGGGCCACCAAGGAUGAGGAGAAGAUGGUGGACCAAGAGCAGCAGCUGAGAGAGGCUAAAAACAUAGCAGAGGAGUCAGACCGCAAGUAUGAGGAGGUUGCCCGUAAACUUGUCGUCCUUGAGGGGGACCUGGAGCGUUCUGAAGAGAGAGCUGAGGUGGCCGAGAGUCGGCUCAGGCAGUUGGAAGAGGAACUUCGGACCAUGGAUCAGAAUCUGAAAUCUCUAAUUGCAGCAGAGGAAGAGUAUGCAUCAAAAGAAGACAAAUAUGAAGAUGAAAUAAAACUGCUGUCUGAGAAGCUAAAAGAAACUGAUGGACGAGUUGAGUUUGCUGAGAAAUCUGUGGUUAAACUUGAGAAAACCAUCGAUGAUCUGGAAGAUGAGGUCUAUUCCCAGAAGAUGAGAUACAAAGCCAUCAGUGAGGAGUUGGACAAUGCUCUCAAUGACAUCACAUCUCUAUGAGCCUCACUUGCCACACCUUCUCCUGCCAUGACCUCCCAGCCCACCGACUCUUCACAUGUCUUCACUUCGUCAAGUCUUAUUCCACUUGCAUGUCUCAUCUUUCACCAGAAAAGACUGUUCAACUGCCAUGUUACUUUCCUUGUAGUUGAGGUUCAACAUCCAGGAGCCUCUCUACUUACGAAUAAUAUCAUUUUUUUCUUUUGGGUUGAUUUCCUCUUAUUUCCCAUCUAUGGUAAUGUCACCGCUGCCUUGACUCUCUCUCUUCUCCUGACUGCCACUGAGUUCUUUGUGCGCCAGUUGCUGCCUGACUGCCUCUGUCUCAGUAUGUCACUGUGCCUUAUACUCCUAUGACCCCUAUUGAACCUCUGUCCUCCUGAGUUUCCUCCCAUCCUUGGGGUUUUCUGGUCCUGUCCCUUCCCUCUGGUGGGUCUGUAUGUCUCUUCUUUUGCUUUUGGGGGUGACAUUGUGGAUAUGGGGUGACAGUGUGGAUGUGGGAUGACAGUGUGGAUAUGGGGUGCCAGUGUGGAUAUGGGGUGACAGUGUGGAUAUGGGGUGACAGUGUGGAUAUUGGGUGCCAGUGAGGAUAUGGGGUGACAGUGUGGAUAUGGGGUGACAGUGUGGAUAUGGGGUGCAGCAGAACAAGGGGUGCUAAGGGUCAUUGCCAUUGGUUUUGAGACAGUAAAACUCCCUGGAGCCCCAUCUCCCCUUCCUCUGACCUCUCUCUGUUGGACCUUGUGCUGCUCAAUAAACAUUUCUCCUCUGUCUCCAAA